AUGAACCUUGAACAAUCAAUACAAAAAGUUGAUGAAAUGUUACGAAAAACUGUCCCUCCGAUCGUUGAACGAGCUCUUCGUAAAAAAUAUGGAUCUGUUAUUCUUCCUGACAAAGAACAACUUAAUGAAUGGGUGAUGUCUGUUGCCCAUAAUUUAGUUCAAGAAUAUAUUAAAACUGAUAUUCAUAAUAUGCCUGAUUUUGCUCUUUCUUCUGGUGGUGCUCGUAUGAUUCAUAGUUUAACUUCUAGACCUUAUUCUGAAAUGCCAAAUACAAAAUUUCACAAAAU
This is a messenger RNA of Racocetra fulgida, 287 nucleotides long. NCBI's taxonomy places the organism in Eukaryota, Fungi, Glomeromycota, Glomeromycetes, Diversisporales, Gigasporaceae. The record is from the annotation of a GenBank genome assembly.